Molecule: messenger RNA, 1854 nt
Organism: Dovyalis caffra
Lineage: Eukaryota; Viridiplantae; Streptophyta; Magnoliopsida; Malpighiales; Salicaceae
Source: the annotation of a GenBank genome assembly
AUGGUGGCAGAAGCUUGGAUUGUGAAGAUGGGAAACCAGGUAAGUAGCAAUCUUAAGCACGCACUACUUCUUGAAUCUUACAAGAAAAAGAACAGCCACAGCCACCACCACCCAAGAAAUAAACAAGAUUCCAAAGACAAACAAAUUAUUGGCAUCUUGUCUUUUGAGGUUGCUAAUGUUUUGUCUAAAACGGUACACCUCCAUAAAUCCCUCACUGAUUCUGAGAUCUCAAAGCUUAAAAUUGAGAUCUUGAAAUCCGAGGGAGUUAAAAACUUGGUGUCUACCGAUGAAAGUUACCUCCUUCAACUUGCUUUAGCUGAGAAACUCGAUGACUUGAACAGGGUAGCUAAUGUUGUUUCUCGGCUAGGAAAGAAGUGUGUUGAGCCUGCUUUGCAGGGUUUUGAGCAUGUUUAUGGGGAUAUUGUUAGUGGGGUUAUUGAUGUGAAGGAAUUGGGGUUUUUGGUUAAGGAUAUGGAGGGUAUGGUUAAGAAGAUGGAGAGGUAUGUGAAUGCAACCUCUAAUUUGUAUUGUGAACUGGAGGUUUUGAAUGAGUUGGAGCAGGCUACCAAGAAAUUUCAGCAGAAUCAACACGAGGAGAGUCGAAGGGCAUUUGAGCAGAAACUUAUUUGGCAGAAGCAGGAUGUGAGGCAUCUUAAGGAGAUUUCUCUUUGGAACCAGACUUGUGAUAAGGUUGUUGAAUUGCUGGCUAGGACUGUGUGUACUAUUUAUGCGAGGAUUUCUGUUGUUUUUGGGGAAUCUAUGUUGCAAAAGAAGGGCCCUGGGGCUGUUGAAGGGCUUAGUUCCUCCCAUCCUAUGAAGGAUGAGUGCGGGGAGGUUUCAGGUCAUAUUGGUGAUUGUCAUGGUUCGCGAAGGGUGUCAGGGCCACUGAGGCGGGCUGUUAGCGGGAGAAGGAGCAACGGGUGUCAAUCGGGACCAAUUGAGAGAGCCAUAUUGGAGAGGAGGGAGACACUUAUUAAGCCCCGGAUUGCUUCACGGAAAGGUGAAGUUGAUCUAUUAUUUCGUACUGAAGACAUUGUGUUUCCAUGUGGGACUAGUCCUGGAAGGCUAUUUCUGGAUUGCCUUAGUUUAAGCAGUUCAGCUUCAAAGUUUGAUGAUGAUGAUGACAGUUGUGUGGUUGUAGCUGAGGACCAGAGGAGCCAAAUUUCCCGUUGUUAUAGUGUUGGCAAUGGUAGUUUGAAGAGAGAGCAGCCCAGCCCUUCAGGCUGUUCCAUUCAGGGUGUCUCUUUCAGUGGAGAUCAAAGACAAGUCAGGUGUGGUGGGGUGAAUAAUGCACGGUUUGGCCCCAAAAGCAGGCUAAUGGUGUAUGCUCCUCCUUCGACUAUUGGAGGAUCUGCUUUGGCCUUGCAUUACGCAAAUGUCAUAAUUGUUAUAGAGAAGCUGCUUCGCUAUCCCCAUUUAGUGGGUGAGGAAGCAAGGGAUGACUUGUAUCAGAUGUUACCGACAAGCCUAAGAAUGUCUCUGAGGACUAACCUCAAGUCCUAUGUGAAGAAUCUUGCUAUAUAUGAUGCUCCACUUGCCCUUGAUUGGAAGGAAACUCUUGAUGGGAUACUGAGGUGGCUUGCUCCCCUUGCGCAUAACAUGAUCAGGUGGCAAAGUGAGCGUAAUUUUGAGCAGCACCAAAUUGUCAAGCGGACAAAUGUUCUUCUGCUUCAGACAUUGUAUUUUGCUGACAGGGGAAAGACGGAGGCAGCUAUUUGUGAUCUUCUUGUUGGGUUGAAUUACAUAUGUCGUUAUGAACAUCAGCAGAAUGCAUUGUUGGAUUGUGCAAGUAGUUUUGAUUUCGAAGACUGCAUGCAAUGGCAGUUGCAGUGCCGAGGUUCUUUCGUUGAUUAG